AGCUAAAACUCCCUCAAAUCGGCGGGAAAAAAACCCUCUCGAAAAUCACCAAUUCCCAAGCGUAUUUCCCCAUUUCAAAAGCUUCUGAAAUCCCCAAAAUUCUCCAUCACCGGCUAUGAUCAACGUCUUGAACGUCGCGGAGAAGCCGUCUGUGGCGAAAUCGGUGGCCACCAUACUCUCAAGGAACCAGCAGCAUGGGAUGAGAGUUAGGGACGGGCGGUCCCGCUACAACAAGAUCUUCGAGUUCAACUACGUGAUCAACGGGCAGCCAUGCCAUAUGCUAGUGACUUCCGUCACUGGUCAUCUCAUGGAGCUCGAGUUCGAGGAUCGCUUCCGCAAGUGGCAUUCUUGCGAUCCCACCGAUCUCUACCAUGCCCCCGUCCGUAAAUUCGUUCCUGAGGACAAGAUAGAUAUCAAAAGGACAUUGGAGGAGGAAGCAAGAAGGUGCCAGUGGCUUAUUCUGUGGCUUGAUUGUGAUAGAGAGGGAGAAAACAUUGCAUUUGAAGUGAUGGAUGUUUGUGGAGCAGCAAAUCGCCACCUUACUAUAUGGAGGGCUCGCUUUUCUGCAUUAAUUGACAGGGAAAUUCAUGAGGCAGCCCAAAAUCUUGUUUCUCCUAAUCAGUGGUUUUCUGAUGCUGUGGAUGCUAGGCAAGAAAUUGAUCUCCGCAUUGGUGCGUCUUUCACAAGGUUUCAAACCAUGCUGCUGAGAGAUAAGUUUGUUAUUGGUUCUGCUCAAGAUGACAGAAAUCUUGUUCUAAGUUAUGGGCCUUGUCAGUUCCCUACGCUUGGCUUUAUUGUCGAACGUUAUUGGGAGAUACAAUCACAUGAGCCAGAAGAGUUUUGGACUAUUAAUUGUUCUCACACAACAGAUGAAGGCAUUGCAACCUUCAGUUGGAUGCGUGGACAUCUUUUUGAUUACACUUCUGCUGUUAUACUUUAUGAAAUGUGUGUUCAGGAACCAGCUGCGACUGUAACAAAGGUUCAUCAGCAGGAGAAGCGAAAGUACCCUCCGCAUCCUCUGAGUACAAUUGAGCUUGAAAAACGUGCCUCAAGAUAUUUCAGAAUGAGUUCUGAACAGACCAUGAAAGUGGCAGAAGAUCUAUACCAAGCUGGUUUCAUUAGUUAUCCUCGUACAGAGACCGAUGGCUUCUCUAGCAGGACUGAUUUGCAUACAAUUGUGCGAGAACAACAGGAGCAUCCGGUAUGGGGUUCAUAUGCUCAACGACUCUUAGAUCCUGGAACAGGAUUAUGGAGAAAUCCCAGCAGUGGUGGACACGAUGACAAAGCACAUCCUCCCAUUCAUCCAACAAAGUUUUCUGCUGGUGAAAUUGGAUGGAGUCAAGAUCAUCAUAGAGUGUAUGAGUUGGUUGUUCGCCAUUUUCUGGCAUGUGUUUCUCAACCAGCUGUUGGGGCUGAAACUAUUGUUGAAAUUGAUAUUGCUGGUGAACAGUUUUCUGCAUCAGGGAGGGUGAUAUUAGUUAAAAAUUACUUGGAUGUUUACCAUUUUGAAUCAUGGGGUGGUUUAAUGAUUCCAACCUAUCUUCAAGGCCAACAGUUUAUCCCAACCACUCUAACUCUUGAUUCAGGAGUUACUAGACCACCACCUCUUUUAAGUGAAGCUGACUUGCUUGGCUGUAUGGACAAGGCUGGUAUUGGUACGGAUGCAACAAUGCAUGAUCACAUAAAGAAGUUGCUUGAUCGAUUCUAUGCAACCAAGGACACAAGUACUCGUUUCUCACCAACUAAUCUUGGUAAAGCUCUAGUUAUGGGAUAUGAUGACAUGGGGUAUGAGCUUUGGAAGCCAAAUCUUAGAUCAAUGAUGGAGUUUGACAUGAAACAAGUUAGCAUGGGUUAUAAAAGUAAGGCUGAAGUUUUGGAAACUUGCUUGCAGCAGAUGAAAAGUUGUUUCUUAGAUGCAAGGGAAAAUAAAGUAAAACUCCUAGAAGCCAUGGCUGUUUUCUUUGAGAGAUCGGAUAGAAUGAGUGGAAAUGACCAUCUUGUAGCUGUGGAAAUUGUUCGGAAAUGUGGACUUUGCCAAGAAUCAAAUAUGGUGCUUAGACGAAAUCGGGAUGGCAAUUUCAUGGUUGGAUGCUUGGGGUUUCCUCAGUGUAGGAAUGCUAUAUGGCUUCCUGGACCUGUACUAGAGGCCACUGUAACCACCAACAUUUGCAACAGUUGCACACCAGGUCCUGUUUACUUGAUUCAAUUUAAGUUUCGGCAGCUUGAAAUACCACCAGGCUUCAAUGUCAACCAUUUAGGUUGCAUUGGUGGCUGUGAUGAGACUCUAAGACAGUUGAUAGAGAUAUGCGGAACUGGUUCCCGCGUACAAGCCAGAGGUCGAGCACCAAAUGCAACCCCCAGCAACCUCCAACAAAAUAACAUUAGGGAUGGUACUUGCAUUCACUGUGAACAAAUAGGACAUGCUUCAAAUAACUGCCCUUCACAGCUUUCAGAUUCUCGACAUGCUCGGUCCAAUGGAAUGAGUCAACAAACAGGGGAAUCUUCAGUUUCAUGUGGGACAUGUGGAGAACCAUGCUUUUUGCGUACAGCUAAUACAGCAAAUAACAGGGGAAGAAAGUUCUACUCAUGUCCAUCGCAAGGAUGCAACUUCUUUGUAUGGGAGGAUAGCUUGAAUAAUGGCACCAAUGGAAGAAAUGCUCCCUACAGAAAUGUUAGCAACUCGGCAUCUAAUCCUAGCAGAAGGGGUGGCCGUAGCAGAGGUGCACGGGGCGGUGGGACUUUUGUAUCAGCCACUGGUGAUCCCAUAUCUGGCAGAAGGUGUUACAUAUGCGGUGAUCGAUCUCACUUUGCAAAUGCCUGUCCAAUCUAAAAACAUGCUGUUAUGAAAGAAAAAUUGGUUCUGUACCUCCAGCGUUUCUGUCUAUUUAACUCCAUAUCAUAAAUUGGAAGGUUACAUAUUCUCUUUUUGGCAGGUUGAUGAGCCUUGAUCAAACUUCUUGUGUAGUUAGUGCAAAAUCAUGAGCCCUUUGUCGUUAUCUUAGGUUUUUCAAUGCAUAGAACUCAUUUAUUAA
Molecule: messenger RNA, 3032 nt
Organism: Hevea brasiliensis (rubber tree)
Lineage: Eukaryota; Viridiplantae; Streptophyta; Magnoliopsida; Malpighiales; Euphorbiaceae
Product: DNA topoisomerase 3-alpha
Exons: 24
Coding region: 116-2830 (904 amino acids)
Biological process (GO): DNA topological change
Cellular component (GO): chromosome; nucleus
Molecular function (GO): zinc ion binding; DNA binding; DNA topoisomerase type I (single strand cut, ATP-independent) activity
Source: RefSeq, a predicted model, not a curated record